This is a messenger RNA of Dalotia coriaria, 1341 nucleotides long. RefSeq names its product CD63 antigen-like. Bases 430 to 1158 code for a protein of 242 amino acids. Lineage: Eukaryota; Metazoa; Arthropoda; Insecta; Coleoptera; Staphylinidae. The record is from RefSeq and is a predicted model, not a curated record. Gene Ontology annotation, cellular component: plasma membrane. The transcript has 4 exons.
GCGUUCCGUGCACGUCGCAUACGCCUACGGCAGUUGGCCUUCAAUUGCGUUGCGUUGAUAAGAAACCAUAAAAAUUACACGUUGACAUAAAAGCACACCUAUCGCGUCUAUUGUUAAUCACAUUAACGAUUCGGACGAGACAAUCGCAAACAAUCGCAAUAGUUGACGCGUGUUAAUCAAGAGUGCGCUGCACGAAAGCGAAAUCAUUUCUUUCGCCGUGGGAUUCAGAAAUUCUUGUUCGCGACCGGUUCGUGUACCGUGCGCCAACGAAAGCGAAACUUUUCGGUAAAAGUGCAGCCACACGCAAACGCGCUCAGGUGGACAGUGUGUUGUGAACGUCGUGAAUACCAAAACGGGGCCAACGCGUGGUCCAACAUCCAGUUUGAUCGAAUUAUCUAGAUCGCAAAGAUCACAAAUCAAUCAGCGAAAAUGUCGUACACGGCGCUCACGAUAAAAUACCUCCUGUUUCUAUUCAAUUUACUCUUCGUGAUAACUGGAAUUGUCCUGAUAUCCGUCGGAGUAACCGUCAAAGAAUACUACAUUUCCUAUGAAGAUCUACUGGAUCAGCAAUACUUCUCCACGCCGAAUUUACUCAUCGCCAUUGGAUCGAUUAUCUUUAUCAUCGCUUUCUUUGGAUGUUGCGGCGCAAUCAAGCAAAACUAUUGCAUGUUGAUCACGUUUGUCGCACUUUUGGUACUUAUCUUUAUCCUGGAAUUCGCUGCUGGUAUCAGUGGAUAUGUACUUAAAGGCGCUACCGAAGAAUAUCUCAAAGGAAGUAUGGAGGAGAGUAUGAAGCAUUACAACGAUACAGCUACGAAUGAAGCAACGGAGAUUUGGGAUCUUGUCCAGAAUAAGUUCGAAUGCUGUGGUAUUGAGAGCGCUAAUGAUUGGGACACGAAUGUACCCGCGUUGAAUGGCUCCCUGCCACUUUCCUGCUGCACUAUUCCUCCGGGUACCGUUGGAGAGUAUGUGUGUAAUAAGGAAGCUAAAGGUUUCCACAAAAGUGGAUGCGAAUCUGCCUUCGGGACUUAUGUGCGUGAACAUGCUGUUACCAUCGGCUCGAUUGGUUUGUCUUUCGCCGCGGUGCAGGUUCUAGCGAUUGUUUUCGCUUGUCAUUUGGCCAAACAAGUCAAACAGAACUACGUUCCGUAUGCAUAAUUCACGAUAUCGUUUUAUUUUCCUACUUAAAAUUAAGUAUUAAAACAUCUGCUAUAGAUCAGUAAGUGUGUACAUUUGUGAAUGUAGUUUCUUCAAAACUUACAUGCGUGAUGCCUGUAUUACUUUACCUUGCGUGCGUGAAAUUGAUUAUUUGAAAAUAAAUACGUUUUAAAAAGUAUGAAA